AUGGCCCUCUUGCGUCUAGGUUUGCUGCUGCUGGCGCUAACGCAGCAGCAGCUGCUGCAGCAUGCGCCCUGCAGCGCCCUAGCUGUCCACACGAAGUCGGCGGCAGCAGCGGCAGGAGCAGCAGCAGCUCCGAGCUGCAGCUCUGGCUUGCUAAGGGGGCCUCUUCCGCUGCAUCUUGCGUGCCGCAUGCAAAGGCUGAAGCCACAGCAGCAGCAACAGCAACAGCAGCUACAACCAUUCACCGCAUUCGUACGGCCCCUCGCUACGGGUGCUGCGGCACAGCGGACAGCAGCAGCAGCAUCCCUUGCCGCUACAGCAGCAGCAUUGGAAGCAACCGCAACGAAGGUCGCCGCACUGCAGCAUGCUGCUGAUAACACAGCAGCAACAGCAGCGCUACCAGGGACAGCAGCAGCAGCAGCAGCAGCAGGACAAGAGCUGCCGUUUCGCAUCGGGCAUGGCUACGACAUGCACCGCCUCUCUACGGAUCCCAAAGCCAUCACAGGUCCCCUAGUGCUAUCGGGCGUCUCGUUCGCCUCAGAGGCAGCAGAAGCAGCAGCAAAAGCAGCAGCAGCGAGCCGGCAACAGCCAAACGCAAUAGCAGCGGCAGCAGCAGCUGCAUCAGCUGCUGCUGCUGCUGCAUUUUCAGGCGGACGCCGGCUGCUGUCAGGCGCCUCUCUAGGCCUUCGGCGCCUAUUGGGAUACGGCACAGGCACCGCUAGCAGCAGUAGCAACAACAGCAGCAGCAGCAGCAGCAGCAGCAGCAAUUUGGGCUUCGGUGUGAUCGCUCACUCUGAUGGGGACGUGGUGCUGCAUGCAGCAGCAGACGCCAUUUUUGCUGCAUCAGGAGCAGCAGAUAUCGGGCAGCAGUUUCCUGACACAGCAGCUGAAAACAAAGGGCGAGAUUCGAGGGAUUUCGUUGCAGCAGCAGCAGCUGCUGCUGCUGCUGCAGGGUACGCAGUAGCGCAGCUGGACGUGACCCUCCUGCUGCAGCGCCCCCGCAUCAGCAGCAAGAAGCAGCAGAUGAUUGAAAACUUAGCAGCAGCCCUUGGCAUCAGCAGCAACCAAAUUUCAAUCAAAGCAAAGACAGGAGAAGGUAUCGGGCCUGUGGGCCGCAGCGAGGCAGUGGAGUGCCACGCGAUGGUGCUGCUGCAACGGAAGGGUUAA
This is a messenger RNA of Eimeria mitis, 1164 nucleotides long. RefSeq names its product 2C-methyl-D-erythritol 2,4-cyclodiphosphate synthase domain-containing protein, putative. The transcript has 2 exons. NCBI's taxonomy places the organism in Eukaryota, Apicomplexa, Conoidasida, Eucoccidiorida, Eimeriidae. The record is from RefSeq and is a predicted model, not a curated record. Gene Ontology annotation, biological process: terpenoid biosynthetic process. Bases 1 to 1164 code for a protein of 387 amino acids. Gene Ontology annotation, molecular function: 2-C-methyl-D-erythritol 2,4-cyclodiphosphate synthase activity.